AUGGAUUUGUAUUUUGUAAACCCUCAUCCUAAUCCCAAUUUUGGUUACUCUACUCAUAUGAACCAUGUUCCUUCUUCCUCUUCUCAUGAGUUUAUACUAUCUGAAUAUCUCAUGCUUGAUGAUAUUUGUAUUGAUCAUCAUGAUCAAGAAUCUAGGUCACAAAGUAUUGAAUCAUUAGAGAAAGUAACCUUCAAUGAUGUCAAUCAAGAAGAAUUCAAUGAUGCAACCUCUAAUAACAAUAACUUAAAGAACAAAAAUGGGAUUAAAGGAAAAAAAGGAGAAGUGGUGCCAAAGAUAGCAUUUAGAACAAGAUCAGAGAUUGAGAUUAUGGAUGAUGGAUACAAAUGGAGGAAGUAUGGAAAGAAGUCUGUCAAGAACAAUCACAACCUAAGGAACUACUACAAAUGUUCAAGUGUUGGAUGCAAUGUGAAGAAAAGAGUGGAAAGGGAUAGAGAUGACUCAAGCUAUGUGAUAACAACUUAUGAAGGUGUUCACAACCAUGACAUUCCAUUCACCUCCUACUACGGCCAAAUUUCCUUUCAACAUUCUAAUGCAUAA
Molecule: messenger RNA, 558 nt
Organism: Vicia faba (fava bean)
Lineage: Eukaryota; Viridiplantae; Streptophyta; Magnoliopsida; Fabales; Fabaceae
Source: the annotation of a GenBank genome assembly